Prunus avium (sweet cherry) is the source of this 2758-nucleotide messenger RNA. RefSeq names its product long chain acyl-CoA synthetase 9 (gene LACS9). The record is from RefSeq and is a predicted model, not a curated record. Lineage: Eukaryota; Viridiplantae; Streptophyta; Magnoliopsida; Rosales; Rosaceae. Gene Ontology annotation, cellular component: endoplasmic reticulum; membrane. Gene Ontology annotation, molecular function: long-chain fatty acid-CoA ligase activity.
AAAUAAAUAAACUCCAAAACUCAAACCACUUCAGACUCUCAGUCUUUCUGUCAGUCUGAGACUCCAAGUUCCUUCUUCUCGAUCUCUCCGCUCGGCUUUUUGCUCACCGUCUUUCUCUCUCUCUCUCUCUGUGCUAUUAAACGCUUCGUUUCAAUCUCAUCACUCCCCAUGACAUUUUGCGAGCCUUUUGCUUCUGAUUCAUUGCUUGCAUUCUCGCAAUGCUGAUGAGCUCAAGUUGAAUUCGUUUUCGUUUUCGGCUUCGGUGCUUUGGCUUCAACAACAAGGAUUGAAUUUAGUACUUUCUUCUGGGAAUAUACAGCCUUUGAAAGAUGGGUCUCUACCUUGUUGGUGCCCUUGUUCCUCUUGUACUAACUCUUAUACUUCAUCAAUCUAAGAAAGCAACGAAACGGGGUUUGCCUGUUAAUGUUGGUGGGGAACCUGGGUUUACAAUCCGAAACCGUCGGUUUACUUCCCCAGUGGAAACAUUAUGGGAAGGUAUUUCAACUCUUGCUGAACUUUUUGAGCAGUCAUCCAAGCGGUUCCAAGAUAGACGCUUUCUUGGAACCCGGGCAUUGAUUUCAAGGGAGGUUGAAGAAUCAAAGGAUGGAAGAUCCUUUGAGAAGCUUCAUUUGGGAGACUAUGAAUGGCUAACUUACGGGAAAGCAUUUGAAGUUGUGUGCAACUUUGCUUCCGGUUUAGCUCAACUUGGGCAUAAAAAGGAAGAACGAGUAGCAAUCUUUGCUGACACAAGAGAAGAGUGGUUUAUUGCAUUGCAGGGUUGUUUUAGGCGCAAUGUCACUGUUGUUACCAUAUAUGCGUCUCUUGGGGAGGAGGCUCUAUGUCACUCAUUAAAUGAGACAGAAGUUACAACUGUGAUAUGUGGGCACAAAGAACUGAAGAAACUGCUAGAUAUAAGUGGACAACUAGACACAGUGAAGCGCAUCAUAUGUAUGGAUGAUGAGAUCCCAUCUAGUGCCUCAUCUGUUGAAAGUAGAUGGAGAAUCACUUCAUUCGAUGUUGUUGAGAGACUUGGGCGAGAAAGCCCUGUUGAACCUGAUCUACCUCUUCCUGCAGAUGUUGCGGUCAUUAUGUAUACAAGUGGAAGUACUGGGUUACCCAAGGGUGUAAUGAUGACACAUGCUAAUGUGUUAGCUGUAGCUUCGGCUGUCAUGACUAUUGUUCCUGGCCUUGGAAGCAAGGAUGUUUAUCUGGCAUACCUUCCCCUUGCUCAUAUCCUUGAAUUAGCAGCGGAGAAUGUCAUGGUUGCUGUGGGAAGUGCCAUAGGGUAUGGAUCUCCAUUGACUCUUAUUGAUACUUCAAGUAAAAUAAAGAAAGGAACAAAGGGGGAUGCAACUGUGCUUGCGCCAACUGUAUUGACAGCAGUCCCUGCAAUUCUUGAUCGUGUUCGAGACGGAGUGCUGAAUAAGGUCAAUGCAAAGGGUGGUCUAUCCAAGAGAUUGUUUCACUUGGCAUAUGCUCGUAGGUUGUCUGCUGUGAAUGGUAGUUGGUUUGGGGCCUGGGGCCUGGAAAAGUUUCUGUGGAACUUUCUUGUGUUUAGAAAGGUCCGCGCAGUUCUAGGAGGUAGCAUCCGUUUUAUCCUUUCUGGUGGUGCUCCUCUUUCGGGUGAUACUCAAAGAUUCAUCAACAUUUGCAUUGGUGCUCCAAUUGGUCAAGGGUAUGGUCUAACUGAAACUUGCGCUGGCGGGACAUUCUCAGAGUUUGAUGAUACAUCUGUUGCUCGUGUUGGAGCUCCGCUUCCAUGCUCAUUUAUAAAGUUAAUUGAUUGGCCUGAAGGAGGAUAUCUAAAAACUGAUUCCCCAAUGCCUCGUGGAGAGAUAGUCAUCGGUGGUCCAAAUGUUACACUUGGUUAUUUCAAAAAUGAAGAAAAAACAAGAGAGUCAUACAAGGUUGAUGAGAAAGGAAUGAGGUGGUUCUAUACAGGUGACAUUGGGCAAUUUCACGCUGAUGGUUGUCUUGAGAUAAUUGACCGUAAGAAGGAUAUAGUUAAACUUCAGCAUGGAGAGUAUGUCUCCUUAGGAAAGGUUGAGGCUGCUCUUUCAGUGUGCCCCUAUGUUGACAAUAUCAUGUUGCAUGCUGAUCCUUUUCAUAGUUACUGUGUGGCUAUUGUGGUGGCUUCUCGAAUCACUGUGGAAGAUUGGGCUGCAAAGCAAGGAAUUGCUUUUAGUGAUUUUUCAGACUUGUGUGUGAAAGAAGAAACCAUAAAAGAAGUGCAAGCAUCACUUAUAAAGGAAGCAAAGAAGGCACGUUUGGAGAAGUUUGAGAUCCCUGCCAAAAUCAAAUUGCUUUCUGAACCAUGGACUCCAGAAUCUGGCCUGGUCACUGCAGCUCUCAAGCUCAAGAGAGAUGUCAUUAAGAAGGCUUUCUCUGAAGACCUCUCCAAGUUAUAUGCUUCGUGAUUCUUCAGAAAACCUGGGCUUGUUAUUUGCUGUGCAAAAUCUUGAUAAGUUGAGGGUCCCUGCUGGAUUUCCUUUUUGCCCCUUAAUUUGUGGCCUUGCUAGAGAUGAUGCAAACCAAGGGUUAGUGUUAGGAAAAGGUCGAAUAUAGAGAAAUUAAGCACGUCGGAAGUUUAUUUAUAUUAGCUACUCCAAGCAAUAAGAAGAUGAUGAUAAUAGUUGUUAAAUUUUAUUAGCUACUCGAGGCAAAUGGAUAGCUUUUUUGUAUUGGUUUUUUGAGUUAUUUAUUGGUUUACAGCAUUGUACCAAUUUUUGAGAAAGUUGCCAUAUUUUCUGUAUGUUUC